Prunus armeniaca (apricot) is the source of this 321-nucleotide messenger RNA. The record is from the annotation of a GenBank genome assembly. NCBI's taxonomy places the organism in Eukaryota, Viridiplantae, Streptophyta, Magnoliopsida, Rosales, Rosaceae.
AUGUCGCCAAGGCUUGUGCGACAUGCAAGUAUGACAGCUUGUGUGUUUAGCUUGAGGAUGUGGGCUAUCGUGGACGCUAAAGGAAUGACCGACAGAAGUGUGGACAUGAGCGAGCCAGGAGUUAAGCAUGCGACGUGGUCGAUGCAGUUGACGUGUCUUAUGCAACGCUUGAUGUAUGGGCGUCGAGGGUUCGUUGCCGGAUGUGGAGUGAUUGUAUUGUCACAAGGUAGGCAAAAGGUGAUCCAGAAAUCCAUGAUGAUGAUGCUUUCUACACACCUUUGCAAGGUGAGGAGUCUAAUAUCAGAGGUGACAUCAGUUUAA